AUGGCGGCUUUGGCAUUCAAAGUGGCGAGCUUGGCCAGCGCGAAGUUGUCUUUGAAGUCUUUGGGCUCUUCGCUCCGGCACCUCUUCUUGCUGGGGAGCCCCAUCUGCCUGCUCCCUUUCUACCGACUCCAGGUUCUCCGCGAGGCGCCCCAGCUCCAGGUCUUGGACGGCUUGGCGCCCAGUGAGGAGGAGCUGGCAGAGGCCGAGAAGCAGGAGGCCGAGAAGGAGGAGGCCGCCGAGGAGCAGACCGCGUCCGCGGCCGUGGGCGGUGCCGGCGGUGGACCCGAGUGGUGUCGCAUCACGUUAGCUCUCGGCCAGCUGAAGAACCAUCAGGAGCUGCUCAGAGAGGCGCUGCUUUCUCCCGGCGAGGAGGAGGCCUUUGCGGAGGCCCAGGCGGAGCUGCAAGCGGCGGAUCCCAGCGCCGAGGUGGUCGAGAGGGACGCUCUGGCCGAGAAGUGCGGCCAAGAGAGCCAGCUGGCUCUGUCCUUCCAACUGCCCAGCGGCAUCUGGGUGGCCACGAGCAGCAUCAACCUCUGCAAGAAGACCUACGAGGUGGAAGAGGGUCAGCCUCCCCCCCCGGUAGUCCUCAAGGAAUCCUUGAAGCUCAAAGCCUUGCGGCAAGAGACCGGCGAGCCUCUGAGCUUCGACUUCCGCUUCGAGGAGGACUUGAGCGGCUUGCGUGCUCUUCGCCAAUGGCUCCAGCGGGGCUUGCAGCUGAAGCUCCACUACCUUCCCAAGCCCAAGGAGAAGGAGGCGGAGAAGGAGGCGCCCAUUGCAGAAGAGGAGGCCGCGGCGGGGGAGGCCGCGGUGACGGAGGAGGCCGCGGUGACGGAGGAGGCCGCAGAGACGGAGGCCCAGAGGCCGAAGAAGGCUGCGAGUGUCUGCUUGGGCGGCUGCGUCCUUCCUCUCUCGAGCUUCCUGCAGCGGACGCCCUCCGGAGGGGAGUGGUCGUCGGGCUGCCCAGAUCCCUGGCCUCACGCGGCGGAGGUCGCCGUGGUGCCCGUGGCCCGCUGGCUGGACCCGGAGAUCCAAGUUCCCAAGGAGAGGGAGAACAGGGAGAAGGAGAAGGCCCAGCCGGGUUCGGCGCCCUCUGCGCAGCUGGAGCUGGUGCUCAGCUUGUACUCCAUGCCCUUGGAGGAUGUCGUGGAGUCUGAAGAAGAGGCACCACCGGCCCCCAAGGCGAAGGCCAAAGCAAAGGGCAAGAAGGGCAAGGGCAAUGUCCGCCCUUUCCGUCGCAGUUCUGUCACUGCCGGCACCAAAGACAGGAUCCCCGAUGAAGGAAAGCCACUCGCACCGGGGAUGGUUGAAGCGAGAGUUUCGGCGCUGCGGCCUCUGUACAAAGCCUGUUUCCGAAUACUCCGCCUUCUGGCCGCCAUAGAUCCAGAUUUCGACGCCGUCUUGCGGAGCAACGCUGGAGCGGAGGUGACGCUUCAGCAGGAGGUCUUGGGCCUGGAGUGGCUUGGGAUCAAGCGGCCCUUCCGAUUGCGCCUGCAGGCAGGCAGCGCUGCAAGGAUGCAGUCGGCGCUCUCCUCGGUGCGGAAGCUCGGCGACUUCCCAAGCAAGGCCGCGCUGGGCCAGGCGGAGGGGGAGCUGACGGAGCUGCUACAAAGGUGGCGACGGCUGCCGGUGUCCCCGAACGAAGUCCCCGCCCUUCUCAGGCGCCGGGCCUUUGUCCGCCUGCGCGCUGGCCGGCCGCAGGAGGCCCAAGCAGACUUAGUUGAGGCUCUGCAGCUCUGCGAGGCAUCCAAGGCCAACCCCCUUGUCCAGUUUGACGAAAUGCCCAAGGUUCUGGUGGCACGUGGCAACGUCCUCAGGGCUUUGGAGCAGUGGGAUGCGGCCGUUGCCGACUAUGACCGGGCAGCGGAUCUUUUCGGCGAGCCCCUGGAGGACUUAGAGCUGCUAGAGGGCCGGGCCAAGGCCAAAGUUGGCCAGCAGCAGCCACUGGCAGCCGCGGAAGACUUCGAGGCGGCGGCGGCACUGCUGCGUUCUGCCGGCCGCCGCCCCGAGGCCGAGCUCCAAGCGGAGAAGGCCGCGGUGGCGCUCCUGGCGGCGCAGGAGCUGGCCAAGGCGGAGCUGUGCUUCGUGGACGUCAUCCGCCGCUGCGUGGGCCUGCUCAGCAAGGACGUCGGCCUGCUCCAAAGAGUUGUUCAAGCUGAUUCCGACGCAAGGAUGGCAAUGGUCGCCAUCUCCUGGCACAAGGGCGACGUCGAAGUUGCCGAGACGUACUGGCGGGAUGGCUGUGAUCGAUUGAACAUCUUG
Symbiodinium necroappetens is the source of this 2259-nucleotide messenger RNA. Lineage: Eukaryota; Dinophyceae; Suessiales; Symbiodiniaceae. The record is from the annotation of a GenBank genome assembly.